AUGGGAGGAGGGACCCAUGUUUCCUCUUCAGGCGGAGCCCGGCGGGGCUCCAUGGGUAAAAGCCUGGCCACCAGGCACUCGCCAUCACGGCUCCAUUUCUCUAGAGACGUUGCAGAGGCAGCAUGUUAUGAACGGAAGAUUAUUGGACCAAAGCAGAGCAACACAUGGUUCCAGGUUGAGGUCAGGAUGGGGAACACCUCACCCAGGGUUCUGGUCUCACUCUUGUUGAACACACUGCUCUGCUGUGGACAAACUACUGAUCCUGUGCUGACUGUUGAACCCAACUGGUCGACUUUUUAUGUUGGAGAGUUUGUUACAUUUAUCUGUGACAUAAAUGAAGGAAGAGACACUGACUGGUACUACCUGUUAAUGAGGAAUGGUCAAGAAAUUUUUCCCUAUCAGUUUGAAAAACGUUUCAGAGUUGAUUCUCUGUAUACUGAUUAUAGCAGUGAAUUUCAUUGCUGUGUUGACUUUAGGUGGCGUUCAUCUGACUCAAAGUGCAGUAAAACUGUCACUGUUACUUUCUCAGCAGAAAAACCUGCAGCCAAACUGACAGCAGGUUCAACAACCAUACCAGUAGGGGGCAGUGUGAGACUGAGCUGCUCAGUGGAGCCCUCUGCUGGAUGGAAGUACAGAUGGUUCAGACGGACCUCAGACACUUUUGUUGAAUUCAACACAAAUAAUGAAGAAAACAGAGAAAUCACUGUGACACAAGGAGGAAUCUAUAAGUGUGAUGGAAAGAGAGGAAAUCCCUCAUUCUACAGUCAUUCAAGCCAUGAGAACAAAAUUGAAAUAAUGUUUUCCAACAAGGUUUUUGUGACUCAACAACCAAACUGGACUCAUAUCUUCAGUGGUGAGUCGAUCACUCUGACAUGUGAGGUCCAGGGAGGAGAAACCACUGAGUGGAUGUGUGGAUGGAGGAGAUCUGGGUCAAUAAUACACUGGACAGACAGUAAAGACUGGACUUUCAUUGUCUCUGAGUCCAGCAGUGGAAACUACAUGUGUCAGUGUAGAAGCAGAGAUGACUGGUAUUCUACAACACAGUGGAGUGAAACCAUCAGACUGUCUGUAUCAACAGAUAAACCUGGAGCCAAACUGACAGCAGGUUCAACAACCAUACCAGUAGGGGGCAGUGUGACACUGAGCUGCUCAGUGGAGCCCUCUGCUGGAUGGAAGUACAGAUGGUUCAGGAGGACCUCAGAUUCUUCUUUUGUUGAAUUCAUCAGAAAUAAUGAAGAAAACAGAGAAAUCACUGUGACACAAGGAGGAAUCUAUAAGUGUCAUGGAAAGAGAGGAAAUCCCUCAUUCUACAGUCACUCAAGCCUUGAGAAAACCAUUGAAAUAAUGUUUUCCAACAAGGUUGUUGUGACUCGACAACCAAACGGUUCUCAGAUCUUCAGUGUAACUGUAUCCAGUCCUGUCAUCUCUUCAUUUCCUGUGAUGUUGAUCGUUGGACCAGUUAGUGGAAUCGUUCUCAUUGUCCUCCUGCUCUUGUUGUGGCGCUGCAGACGGUCCAAAGAUUUGUGCUGCAUCAGGUCAUUUCAGUCUGAAAGCAGCAGCCAGAGGCCGACCACUAAUCAUGGAGUGAACCAGACUGAAAGUGAUUACAGCUUUCUGCUGCAUGGCACCACGUCUGUGUAUGAGACAAUCCAUAACCGUGGAGCCACUGGAAAAGAGAGACCUCCUGAUCCAGAAGAAGGUUCUGUUUACGUUAAUGUGAGACCAGAUAAUUACAGCUCAGCAUGAAGGUCAGAUAAACACCUGUUUGAUUAGAUUGUUACUGAUCAUUUUUUCUUCAAUUAGGAAAAUUUGCUGCCACAUUCAGCAGUUCUAAUAAGAUUUCUGUUGUUUAUUUGUGAUUUCAUGAUUUUAUCUCAUCUGUCUGUUUUUCUGUAACAAAACUUUCUUAUUCUGCCAAUGAUAACAUGCUGUUUUUUAAUUAAACUAUAAUGUGGCUGCAGUUUCCGUCUUGGACUCUGGUUUAGGAUAAAUAAUAUCAUCUUUCAUUUCAAGUCUUUAUUGUCCGGUGGGUUUAUUUUACUUUUAUAAAGCAGAUGUAGCUGGUUGAGAAACAGUUUAAAAUAAUAAUAAUAAUUAAUACAACCCCUAUUUUUGAAUCAGAAUUGGUCUUGUCUUUUGUCUUCGUUUUUUUCUAUUUUUUCUUAUGUAUAUAGACGUGUUUGUUGUGUGCAUGUAUCUUCUUACCAGUGGGGGCGCUCUCAUGCCGCUGUGGGUCUGAUAGGGAUGACGAGUUUCCUGGCUCUGCGCAUGCGCGGCUCAGAAUAAACAAGCUCUUGCCAGAGUAACAUUGUAUCAACUUGCUUCCUCUGAUCCACAGGUAGGAUAAAAGACAACUGUUAUAAGGCCAUAAAAACAGCUUCUUUAAAAUGUUCUGUAAAUAUAUUGAGAGUAGUUUUAAAGUGUUUCGUGUAACUUGUGUUUGUGAUUUGGACAAAUUUUUACUGGGUUUUGAUCUCCGUCUGUAGAUUGUUGUUGUUGGAGCCUUUGUGAUUUUGGAUUUGUUUAAAUUACUUCAUUAAUCACUGUUAUAGGCACCAUUGCCAUAUUGGUAUUUGGGUAAUGUUGGUAUAGUAUUUUUUUUACUCAUAAAUUUGUAUUUUUAUACGACAAACUUAAACUCCUUGAUAACUGUGACAGUUAUAACUAGACAUUAGUAUUUAAGAGCAUAUUUGUAUCUGACUAACGUUGGUGUUUAUUGUGUUGUAAACUGAAUGUUUUGUUCGUUUUGGUUUUGCUAAUUUAGGAUUAGAUUUUC
Xiphophorus maculatus (southern platyfish) is the source of this 2776-nucleotide messenger RNA. RefSeq names its product leukocyte immunoglobulin-like receptor subfamily B member 3A. Gene Ontology annotation, molecular function: transmembrane signaling receptor activity. The record is from RefSeq and is a predicted model, not a curated record. The transcript has 13 exons. Gene Ontology annotation, biological process: cell surface receptor signaling pathway. Bases 1 to 1746 code for a protein of 581 amino acids. Lineage: Eukaryota; Metazoa; Chordata; Actinopteri; Cyprinodontiformes; Poeciliidae.